Messenger RNA from Colletotrichum godetiae, 780 nucleotides. RefSeq names its product methyltransferase. Gene Ontology annotation, molecular function: methyltransferase activity. The record is from RefSeq and is a predicted model, not a curated record. NCBI's taxonomy places the organism in Eukaryota, Fungi, Ascomycota, Sordariomycetes, Glomerellales, Glomerellaceae. Bases 1 to 780 code for a protein of 259 amino acids. The transcript is spliced from 4 exons.
AUGGCCACGACCGAAUCCAAGACAGCUUCUCUGGCAGAAAUCAACCGCGUCUUCUGGGAUGCGAACGCACAUACCUUUCUAGAUCAAGACUGGAUCAAAGUCUUCUCCGAACAACUCACCCGCUUCCUACGCACCCAGGCCCCGAACCUAGGUCUUCGGCCCCGGGAUACAGACCCGUCAAACCCCGUCCGGCUUUUAGAUUAUGCUUGUGCCUCGGGCGGUGCCUCCUGGGCCCUCAGCCCUUACGUCGACUCGAUCCUCGGCAUCGACAUCGCGCCCGCCAUCGUCCAACGCUAUAAUGAAUGCGCGGCGCGGCUGGGAUACGCUCCAGCGCAAGCCCAUGCCGUUGCCGGUGAUUUGGCUUCGGAUGGAGGGUUAGCUGAGGAGGGGGUAUUUGAUGUGGUUAUCAUAUCGAUGGCGCUUCAUCACCUUGAUGAUCCGUUGGGGAUGUUGAAGUUGCUUGCGAAGAGGGUGAGGGUUGGUGGUGUGUUGAUUGCUGUUGAGGGGGUGGAUUGUAAGCCCACAGGGCUGGAGGCGGAGGGAGAGAUGCUCGAGAAGGGGGAGGGAAAGGGGGAGCACGACGUUCUCAAAACUACGAAUCAGCAUCUGGUUUUCAGCGAAAAGCUUUUCAGGGGCUGGUUUCUCGAUGCUGGGUGUGAUGAGAGCAAGUUUGUAUAUGUUGAGAAUGGAGAGGUUAGUCAUGUUCCGGAGGAGGUUUCUGGGAAGGCUGGUGGAUUGGAUAGGAAGAUGGUCAUUACUUCUUCAGUGAGAAAGGCGUGA